This is a messenger RNA of Mercurialis annua (annual mercury), 960 nucleotides long. RefSeq lists its product as uncharacterized. The record is from RefSeq and is a predicted model, not a curated record. Bases 80 to 859 code for a protein of 259 amino acids. Lineage: Eukaryota; Viridiplantae; Streptophyta; Magnoliopsida; Malpighiales; Euphorbiaceae. Gene Ontology annotation, biological process: root development; shoot system development. The transcript has a single exon.
AUGGGAUUAGUUUUAACAGCAAAAUCACUUCUGCAAUUCAAAUCUCAUAGCUUUCUUUUGCAAAAACAAGAAAAAACAAAUGGCUUCAUUUCAUAUUCGAUCAAUCAGUCUGCCGUCUAAAUCUCAUCCUCUAACUGCAACUCUAGAGGAGCAACUUUGCAAGCUAAACACAUCACAGUCAUCCUUAUCAGUUGGCCAAAAAUUAAGUUGCUUAAAAGAGUUGUAUGAGUGUGUCGAUGAUUUUCUUCAACUAACUCUUUCCCAUGAGAAGCAGAACCAAUCUGUAGAAGAAGCAUUGAAUGGAUCCUUGUGUUUGUUGGAUAUAUGCAGCAACACCAGAGAUUUUUUCUCACAGAUGAAGGAAUGUCUCCAGGGGCUUGAAUUAUCUCUCCGAAGAAGUGGAAACGGAGUUGAUGCAUAUAUGGCCUCAAGGAAAACAUUGAAUAAAUUGAUCUGCAAGUAUCUAAGAAAUCUGAAGAAACAAGACAAGAACAGCAAAAGUAACUCAGAUUUUGUAGUCUUGCUCAAAUCUGUAGAGGAAAUUAGUGUAUCAAUGUUUGAAUCCAUCUUAUCUUUCAUUUCUCUACCAAAGUCAAAAUCAAAGCUCUCUAUUUUCACAAGAAUUUUGCAACCAAAAAAUUCAUCAUGCGAAGCGGAAGUUGAAGCCAGUGAAGUAGAGAAGAUUGAUGCUGAAUUGUGUAUCUUGAAGUCCAGCAAUGACAGCAAUCAGAGGAAAACUAUGUUGAAAGAAUUAGAAGGAUUGGAGAUGAUUCUUAAAGAAGCAGAAGAGGAAUUAGAGUGUGUUUAUAGAAGAUUAGUCAAAAUCAGAGUCUCUAUUCUCAAUAGUCUAAAUCAUUAGGAGACUGCUUCUAUCAAAAUUUUGUAGCAUUUAAAAUCUUACACCAAAUUGUACAUAAACAUAUAUACAAAUAGAAAAUGAAUAUACUCAGAUUUCUCUCA